CCUGCCUCAGCUGGGGCCCUCCACGUUCAAGGGGCUGGCGGCUACCUCACCAGACUGUGCAUCCCGGAGGUGAGAGGUGGCUCAGGGAGGUCGGGUCACUCAUGGUCUCUCUGUUUCUGUCCACCCAGCCGCCCCGUGGUGCCUCCUUUGAUCCCGCCAAAGAUCCCAGAAGGGGAGCGUGUUGACUUCGAUGACAUCCACCGCAAGCGCAUGGAGAAGGACCUGCUGGAGCUGCAGACCCUCAUCGACGUGCAUUUUGAGCAGCGGAAGAAGGAGGAAGAGGAGCUGAUUGCCUUGAAAGAGCGCAUUGAGCGGCGCCGGUCGGAGAGAGCCGAGCAACAGCGCUUCAGAACUGAGAAGGAACGCGAACGUCAGGCUAAGCUGGCGGUGGGUGCCUCCCCUGCCCUCGGAGUCCAAAUGUUACUUCUUCAGCCAGAUGCCCAUUUUGUUGUUGUUAUUAUUAUUAUUACUAUUAUUAUUAUUUGAA
Molecule: messenger RNA, 487 nt
Organism: Chlorocebus sabaeus (green monkey)
Lineage: Eukaryota; Metazoa; Chordata; Mammalia; Primates; Cercopithecidae
Source: RefSeq, a predicted model, not a curated record